Molecule: messenger RNA, 2560 nt
Organism: Daucus carota subsp. sativus
Lineage: Eukaryota; Viridiplantae; Streptophyta; Magnoliopsida; Apiales; Apiaceae
Product: UDP-glycosyltransferase 73C4
Exons: 2
Coding region: 172-1635 (487 amino acids)
Molecular function (GO): UDP-glucosyltransferase activity
Source: RefSeq, a predicted model, not a curated record
AAUAAUUUAAAAUUAUCAGAAUCACAGUACCCAUUACCGAGUACUAUUUUAUUUCCUUCUUUCACUAUUUUCUUCCCUGAAAGAACCCACCAGUACUAACAAUUUUCUUCUGAAAGUUCUCCGCUUUGAGCUCCAAGCCUCUGUAUUCUCAAGCUUUGCUUUCCUUCUCCCAUGGCCUCCCAAAGUCAACAGCUCCACAUAAUCUUGAUACCCUUCUUAGCCCAGAGCCAUAUUCUCCCAAUCCUAGACUUCGCAAAACUCCUAUCCCAACGUGACUUACUCAUAACCAUUCUCACCACACCUCUCAAUUCCAUCUCAAUUCAAUCCAUGAUAGACCAUGCAACAAUUUCUACCCAUGCUAAAAUCAUAUUAAUCACAGUCCCCUUUCCGUCGAUACAAGUAGGCCUCCCAGAAGGCUGCGAGAACAUGGACACUCUGCCUUCUCCUGACAUGGCCUUCAAUCUUUUUGCUGGUUGUGACAUGUUGCAAGAGCCUGUUCUGAAGAUGCUGUCUGAGUUUGAGGUUCGGCCUAGUGCUAUCGUGUCUUCGAAUGCUCUGGCUUGGACUGGUCAAGUUGCGUGUAGUUUGGGGGUUCCUAGGUAUGCUUUUCAGACUAUAUCUUGUUUCUCUAUGUUGGUGUCUCAUAAUGUUGGACGUAUGAAUGUUGGUGAAAGUGUUGUGUCGGAUACGGAGGCUUUUGAGGUAAGGGAUUUGCCUGAUAAGAUUGUGAUCACCAAGUUGCAGAUGCCGAAAACGGGGUUACAGAGAGGGGCGGAUGUUAAGAGUAUUGUGCAGAAAAUGAAGGAGGCUGAGGGUUUCACAAGAGGGAUGGUGGUGAAUAGUUUUGAGGAAAUGGAGCCUAGGUAUGUGGAAGGGUUUAAGAAUAUGGGAAGGAGGAUUUGGUGUAUCGGUCCGGUGUCGUUGUGUAAUCAGGAUUCGGUGGAUAAGCUAGAAAGGGGUGGGAGAAGAGGGGCAAUUGAUGAAAAUGUAUGUUUGAAAUGGCUUGAUUCUAUGGCACGGAGAUCUGUUAUUUAUGCCUGUUUUGGGAGCAUUGGUAGAAUUCCAUCGGCUCAGAUUAUUGAAACUGGAUUGGGAUUAGAAGCUUCAGAAUGCCCGUUUAUCUGGAUCAUUAGGAAAAAGGAUGUUUCUGAGCAAGUAGAAAAAUGGCUAGAUGAUGAGAAGUUUGAGGGGAGAGUCAGGGGAAGAGGCCUAAUAAUCCGAGGAUGGGCACCUCAGGUUGCAAUCCUAUCCCAUCCUUCAGUUGGGGGAUUCAUAACGCAUUGUGGAUGGAAUUCGACACUGGAAGCAAUUUGUGCAGGGGUGCCAAUGAUAACUUGGCCCAUGUUUGCAGAACAGUUUUAUAAUGAAAAACUCGUGGUCAAUGUGCUCAAAAUUGGUGUUAGAGUCGGGGUUGAGAUUGGCAUGAAAAGUGAAUUGGAGGAUGAGAACAAAGUGUUUGUCACCAGAGUGCAAGUGACAGAGGCUAUAGAGCACCUGAUGGAUGAUCCAGAGAGAAUAACAAGAGCUAAAGAGCUUAGUAAGUUAGCAACAAAAGCCACAAGUGAUGGAGGAUCUUCUUUCUUGAACAUAACUGCGUUGAUCCAAGAUAUCAUGGAACAAACCAUCUCCAAAUGAAAUCAUAUUGAUCCAGGUUGGGGGUUAGAGUGAAUACUUUUCAAGAUUUGGAGUCUCAAAAUGCGAAUGACUACUGAGUAUAACGCGAAUGACAUGUGGAAAGUGGCAACUUUGGGAAUUUUUCAUAGAGUGAAAUCCAGUGCUUGUAGUAACAUGAUUUAGAAGAACCAGAUUCUGUGAUUUACACUUGUUUAGGUAGAUACAGUAGCCUGUCCUCAACUUGUGAAAGUCAGAUUAGGCUUGGAAGGAGCAUCACACAAGCCCUUUUAUAUGGGAAGAGGUAAGAGGUGAAAAAUGGAAUGAAAGAAAAAAAGUUUGAAAAGGGAACAAAAGCGAGAGGCCUUUUGCUAAAAGGUUGACAUCAAUUACUAUCUCUGUCACACUCUUCGAAAAGAGGGUUCUUAACUCACUGCAACUGGAAUUCAACUAUAGAAGGAAUGUCUGCAACUAUUGCAGAAGGGUUAGCUAGAGUAGGUCCUGUAGCCGAAACUUGAAUUCAGAACAGUGGUUGCUAAAAAAUUUUAAUGACCAACUUUCGGAAGCCAAUCUGGGUUUAAAAUGGUUAUUUGACUACUUUUUACGCAGCUGUAAGCCUUCAACCUAGGCUCAGCCCCAUUGGUUCCACCACGUCGGAGAAGUUCCUGUGACUCUGGGUAAUGAUUUACAAGUUUGGAUCAGAGAGAAGAUUUGAAGAAUGCAAUAGAUGGUGAGAAGAAAGAAGACAAAUAGCUAGUAAGCUAGAGGGUCCAGCGUUUUUUUUCGGUUGAACGCGUGCUGCUAACAUACGUAUGCAGCAUACGUUCAACAUACUAUCCUGAAAAGUCCAAAAACUCAUCCCACUGAUGUGUGGCCGUAAUGCCGUUACGAGUAAUAAUCCUGUCUACAUAUUAUCCGUCAAAUUUCUAUGCCUACGCUCUUUACUUCA